AUGGCAGGCCGAUUGCCAUCUUCGGGUGGUUCCAGCGUCUGGCAGGUCGGGGAUCGUGUGAGACUUGACUCGGUGCUUUCCCAAUGGGUGCAGCUGGGCUACCGGCACGAGCCUGUUGUGGACUCACCCGGGUCAUUCAGCCACCGCGGCGGCAUUCUGGACAUCUACCCUCCCGACUGCGAGUUGCCGCUUCGCAUUGAACUGUUCGACGAUGAGAUUGACACCAUUCGCCGGUUCGAUCCACUAACGCAGCGAUCAGUUGGCUCUGCAGAGAAGGUGCGCCCGAUUCCGGCGCGCGAGCAACUGCCUGGCGUGGAUACCCAGGUCGAAAUGAAAACCAGGGUCACCGCCAUGGACUUUUCCAGGUGCGGGGAUGCGGUCAGAGAGCGAAUGGAGGAGGAGCUGCAGGCGCUAACAGAUUCCAGCGCUCCCGAGACCAAUCCGGAAAUCCUCUCGUUCUACAGUGGUCUGAUCAACCGCACGCCGCUCCUCGACUACCUGGGGCCAGGCGCGACGGUGUUGCUGGAAAGAGCCGGGCGCGUGGAGGCCGAGGCCUCGGAACUUGAGGAGCGCUUCGGGAGGAUGCGUACCGCGCGCGAGGAACGGGGCGAAUUGCCGGGUAACUUCCCCUCACCCUGCAUGGGGUGGGAGGAAUUCGCCGCCCGCCUUGGCGACCACAGCGUGGUGGAGUUGCAGACCUGGGUUGGAGAGGAGGACGAUCGAAUCUUUCGACCUGCAACCCCAUAUUAUGGCCAGCUGGAGCAGCUGUGUGCCGACAUCCAGGGUCGCCAGGGAGAGUCAGCGGCGACAGUUGCGGUGACGCAGCAUGCCCGCCGGGUUGCCGAACUCCUGGAACAGCAGGGAAUCAGCACCAAGCUGGCCGACGAGUUGGAGGAUUCCCCAUCUCCGGGUCAGGUAUGCCUCAUACCCGGCUCGCUGAGAGAUGGAUGGACCAUCGAAUUGCCGGCGAUUCAGCCUGCCUCUGUCAAGCCCGGCGGACGGAGGAGCCGGGGGGCAUCUCAGACACCUUUGGCCCGGCUGGACCUGCUGACCGAUGUCGAGCUGUUUGGCACAGUCAAGGAGCGGCGUCAGCGACGGCCCCGCCGUGCCGAGCGCGGGCCGGACAUCACCCUUGCCGAUCUUGAGCCCGGCGUGUUUGUGGUCCACAUCGACCACGGGGUGGCGCGUUUUGCCGGCACUACACAUAUGGGCGAUGGCGCCGACGAACGGGAAUACCUGGUGCUGGAGUAUGCAGACAGCGACAAGCUGUACGUCCCCACCGACCACCUGAACCGCGUCAGUGCCUACGUGGGCGCGCAGGAACACGCGCCGUCGCUCACGCGGCUGGGAGCGGCCGACUGGACCCGCAUCAAACAGCGAGUCAAGGGCGCCGCCCGGGAAAUGGCGCAGGAACUGCUGAGAAUCAACGCGGCGCGCGAGGUUGCGGAGGGCCACGAGUUCAGCCCGGACAGCAACUGGCAGCGGGAACUGGAAGACUCGUUCCCGUACAUUGAAACCCCGGACCAAGCCCAAGCCAUUGUCGACGUGAAAACUGACAUGGAACGGUCUCGCCCGAUGGACCGCCUCAUCUGUGGUGACGUGGGAUACGGCAAGACCGAGGUCGCACUGAGAGCCGCCUUCAAGACGGUGAGCGACGGGAUGCAGGUAGGUAUUCUGGUCCCUACCACGGUGCUGGCCCAGCAACACUACGCGACUUUUUCAGAACGACUGAGUCCUUUUCCGGUGCGGGUCGAGGUGCUCAGCCGAUUCCGCACCCCCAAGGAACAACAACAAGUCAUCGAUGGUCUGAAGGCCGGCGAGGUGGACAUAGUCAUAGGCACCCACCGCCUGCUGCAAAAGGAUGUACAGUUCAAGAACCUCGGACUGGCCGUGGUAGACGAAGAGCAGCGAUUCGGCGUAAGCCACAAGGAGCGCUUAAAGCAACUUCGCCGACAGGUCGAUAUGCUGACCCUGAGCGCCACCCCGAUUCCGCGCACGCUGAACAUGGCUCUAUCUGGCCUUCGGGACCUUUCCUCGAUGUCCUCGGCGCCGGAAGCGCGCGUUCCGGUCAAGACCUUCGUCUCCGAGUAUUCGGAGGACGUUGUCAAGGAGGCCAUUCUGCGGGAGAUGGAGCGGGGAGGGGACGUGCUGGUCUGCACCACCAUCAUCGAGUCCGGCCUGGACAUGCCCAACGUCAACACGCUGAUCGUGGAGCGGGCCGACCGCUUCGGCCUGGCGCAGCUUUACCAGCUCCGCGGUCGCGUUGGCCGAGGCCAGCACCGGGCCUAUGCCUACUUACUGGCGCCCCGGGGACGGCGCAUAACCGAAGCCGCCGAGAUGCGCCUGCAGGCAAUUCUCGAAGCCUCGGAACUCGGCGCAGGUUUCCGCAUUGCCAUGCGGGACCUCGAGAUUCGGGGCGCGGGCAACAUCCUUGGCGCCGACCAGAGCGGCCAUAUCCAAGAGGUCGGCCUCGACCUCUACACGCAGCUAUUGCACGAAGCGGUCCGCGAGUUGGAAAGGGAACAAGGAUCUUCAGACGCGCCUCGGACGGAGUCAGCUUUGGAGGAGUCGACGAGAAUCGAACUUCCUCUGAACGCAGGCAUCCCGGAGGACUACAUCAAGCACCUGCCGACUCGAUUGUCGGUGUAUCAGCGGCUGGCCAGACUGACCGAGCGCCGCGAACUACCCGAGAUACGGGAGGAACUGCGCGACCGUUUCGGGCCCAUCCCAGAAGAGGUGGAAAGCCUCCUCAAAGUCUCCGAGAUUCGUGCAAUAGCAGGGGCAGCAGGGGCUGAGUCGGUAAUCCGUUCCAGCGAGUCCAUCGUAAUAACAUUGAGGAAUGCGGUCGGCGGUGCGAAAGCUCCUCUGCAGCGCGCGCUGGGCCCGGCAGCCCAGGUGGGCAACGCCCAGAUCCAGAUGCCGCUCCGUCCCCUGGGAGACCAGUGGCUGUCCCGUCUUACUCGUACACUGGAACGGUUGCAGAUCUUCAUGGACAACAUGCGUCAGCUAGCCACAGACGCCGUCAGGGUUUAA
Messenger RNA from Geodia barretti, 3033 nucleotides. The record is from the annotation of a GenBank genome assembly. NCBI's taxonomy places the organism in Eukaryota, Metazoa, Porifera, Demospongiae, Tetractinellida, Geodiidae.